Capsicum annuum is the source of this 1747-nucleotide messenger RNA. RefSeq lists its product as uncharacterized. Gene Ontology annotation, molecular function: antiporter activity; UDP-xylose transmembrane transporter activity. Lineage: Eukaryota; Viridiplantae; Streptophyta; Magnoliopsida; Solanales; Solanaceae. The transcript has 7 exons. Gene Ontology annotation, cellular component: Golgi apparatus. The coding region runs from base 435 to 1595 and encodes 386 amino acids. The record is from RefSeq and is a predicted model, not a curated record.
GUGAUAAUUCCUUUGUUUACGCACUAGUUUGUUCACUUCUUGUUACACUGUGCCUACCUCCUCUCCCUCCAGGGUCACUCAAAUAUUCAUUUUUCCUUUUUUUUUUUCAUCAUUCAAUGCACAAUUUCUUAUUCUAGUUCCAUUAAAAUAUAUGACUUCAAUUUUACUCAAAACUGUUACAAUAAAAACAUGCCAGUAUGUGUCUGCUGUUUGGUAACAGAAUUGUCGCUUUUUCUUCACUCUAUACCUUUCCUUUUGCUCCUAACAGUCAGUUCUUCAUGAAAUCUCUCACAUUUUGCCUUCAAAUUCAUCAGAUUUUGAAAUCAUUUUCAUUGUAAUUAAGUGUUUUUUUUUCAUCAAUUUAUUAUCACAUGGGCAUUUUGCGCUAAGAACUUUUCCCUUUGAUAAACAAUUUUUGUUUGGUGGGGAGGGUUAUGGGCCUUCUGGAUUCAUUGUUUGGAAAUGGGGGUAGAAGGUUUAUCAAGAGAAAAGAUAGCGAUGCUGGUGAAGCAGGUCGGGCACUGGAAGAUCUCAGAGGUUCCCUCUACAAUGAGCUUCGAACAUCAGAAGCAGCCAAGCGCCAACAACGACGAUUCUGUGGUCCAGUUGUUGCAUUGACCUUCAAUUUCAUGGUUGCUGUUGGAAUAAUAUUGGGAAACAAACUUGUUAUGGGCAGAGUCGGAUUUAAUUUUCCCAUUUUCCUAACGUUUAUCCAUUAUUGCUGUGCUUGGCUACUACUUGCCAUAUUCAAGGCUUUGUCAUUGCUUCCAGCUGCUCCUCCUGCUAAAUCAACCCCAUUUUCUUCACUCUUUUCUUUGGGUGUCGUGAUGGCUUUUGCCUCUGGCCUUGCCAAUGCUAGUCUGAAGCAUAACAGUGUGGGUUUCUAUCAGAUGGCUAAAAUUGCUGUUACUCCAACCAUUGUCAUUGCAGAGUUCUUUCUUUUCAAGAAAACCGUAUCCUUUCACAAAGUUCUGGCUUUGGCUGUUGUGUCAGUAGGCAUCGCAGUUGCAACUGUCACAGACUUGGAAUUUAAUUUAUUUGGGGCUUGUAUUGCACUAGCAUGGAUAGUUCCAAGCAGUGUAAACAAAAUUCUUUGGUCAAAUCUCCAACAACAAACCAAUUGGACUGCUCUUGCGUUGAUGUGGAGGACGACCCCAGUGACAAUUUUCUUCUUGGUAGCACUAAUGCCUUGGUUAGAUCCUCCAGGAGUGCUAUCCUUCAAGUGGGACGUCCACAAUACGAGUGCUAUACUCAUCUCAGCUUUACUUGGUUUUCUCUUGCAAUGGUCUGGAGCUUUAGCACUUGGAGCUACAUCGGCAACUUCACACGUUGUUUUGGGACAAUUCAAGACUUGUGUGAUCCUACUAGGAGGAUAUCUCCUGUUUAGUUCAGAUACGGGGUGGACAAGUAUAUGUGGUGCCGUUACAGCUCUUGGUGGAAUGACAGUAUACACAUCCCUCAGCAUAAAGGAAUCAAGAGAAAAGGCAAGUGACCAGCUUCCAAAGCACAGUUUACCUCCUCAAAAACUCAAAAGUACUGAAGAUGACGACAACUCCAGAUACUCACCUCCGGACCACACUCCUGCUGUCGUCUAAGCUGCAUUUCUUCCCUUUUUUUUGUAGGUAUAUAAGUUAGAUCUAAUUUUUGGCUCACUUUAAUCUUAUGAACAACAUAAUGUGUAAAUUUCUGCAUUGCAAAACAUUGCAACACACCAGCAUUGUCUAUCGAAAAAGAUGCUUUAGGAUUA